AUGUUCGUAGUCGUCCCAGAUCUGGCCUGCACUUUUCGGAAAACAAUACUCAGACUCGUGAACUCAGCAACUAAGCGACAGCUAGGAACCCUGGAUCCAUACUCACUCUCGGAAUUUAUAAGUUGCAGUAAAGUCUCGCCCGCCACUCUAGUGACAGCUCUAAUAUUCGUUGAGAAAUUCAAAAACCUGAACCCGAAACCACGGCUCUUCUCGGAGAUUACCGCAACCGAACUUCUCAUCGUUGCAACGAUGGCGGCUUCUAAGUACCUUCAUGACACGGAUACCGAAGAGGCAUUCUGCAACGUCGACUGGGCGACGGAAUUCAAUCUCGAAUUGAAGUCACUAAAUCGCCUGGAAGUUCGAUUUCUGUACUCGCUCGAUUGGUGCCUCUUUGUAUCAAAGGCAGAGUUUGCCACGUUUGUGUCCCGGUACCUCUCAAUAAAAACCUGUCAGGCACAUUCCAGUAACAGACCUCCUAUUGCCCAUGAGGGUCGCAAUGCUAGCUCAACGACCAUUCCAGAGGCCUGCGCGAAAUCGAGAACAACUGCUAAUUGUCAUUUUCCCAGCGGACUUAAUCCUAAGUGGCCUCUAGCGAAGGCUGUAACAGUCUUUGCAGCAGCUUUCUUGGCUGUUUCACAGCCGCCAACCUCUACCAUCGUCACCGGUCCGUCUGCUGACCCGCACAACGAUUUUGACCAGCUGACCACCUCUGCUCGCCUUGUGACUUCGCAGUUGUCAGCCCUUGUUGGUUUCCACACCGACAGCAACCAAAACCAUCCGAAUUUUUUGCCACAGCAACUAUCUAUGCCAAACAGUUCCUUCUCCGACGAAUCUCUCAUCCUCGACGUCCUCUUUCAUCGUGGAUCGACCUGUUCUCACCCUUCGUCUGCAUUUGCUUCACACGACCAGUCUCGUUGCCAAAAUGAUGCGUUCCUUUUGCCCCCUGUUGGUGUGAGAUAA
Molecule: messenger RNA, 960 nt
Organism: Dibothriocephalus latus
Lineage: Eukaryota; Metazoa; Platyhelminthes; Cestoda; Diphyllobothriidea; Diphyllobothriidae
Source: the annotation of a GenBank genome assembly